This is a messenger RNA of Mytilus trossulus (common blue mussel), 570 nucleotides long. RefSeq names its product putative ankyrin repeat protein RF_0381. Bases 1 to 570 code for a protein of 189 amino acids. Gene Ontology annotation, molecular function: protein binding. The transcript has a single exon. Lineage: Eukaryota; Metazoa; Mollusca; Bivalvia; Mytilida; Mytilidae. The record is from RefSeq and is a predicted model, not a curated record.
AUGACAACUUUAGAUCGUUCUUGUAUUUUGGGUAGAGAUUAUAAAAUCAUACCGUCAGGCACGUCCUUCCUUCCUCUAGCUGUUCUUGGUGGUAGCUUAGAUAUUGUAAAAGAAUUAAUUCGUAGCGGUGCAGAUGUGAACUGCUUUUCCGAAUUUUGGGAAACACCUUUAUAUCUAACAGUUAAAUCAGAUCGCUAUGAAUUGGCAAGCUUACUAGUGAGAAAUAGAGCGCAAGUUAACCGACGAGGCUGGUUUGCAAUGAAGAUUCCGAUAGUAGUCGUCACUUCAAACAAACAGGAAUUUACUAGUUUGAUUCUUGAAUACGAUUCAAACCAGACUGAGCUUCAUAAAGCAGUCCGACAUAACGAAUUAGAACAUUUGAGAUCAAAUAUUCGAUCCGAAAAUAUUGAUUCUAAAACAAAGAGUGGAUGGACAGUCCUUCAUUACGCCGUAUUGUUAAAUAAUUUAGAAGCUGUGCAAGUUUUAUUUCAUGAAAAAUUGUUCCAAAAGCAUCUUCCAAAUGUUGACCUUACGCAUGAUAAGCAACGAAAAUUGUUGUAUAGAGAAUAA